GGGUUUUUAAGAAGUGGAAGAAAAAUAUUCGCGAGGUGAUUAAACUUGAAGAUAUCAGACAAAGUCAUAUAUGAAUCACAAUGGAGCAUAUCGAUGGAAACUGGUUUCGAGAGGAGAACGAUAAAUGGAGUGGAUAUAGCAUUGGCAUAGAAGUAGAGAGAAUUCUUUACUCUGAAAAAUCAGAAUUUCAAGAAAUACUUGUUAUUAAAAGUAAAUCAUUCGGAAAUGUACUUGUGUUAGAUGGUGUUAUAUCAGCUGCUGAACGAGAUGAGUUUGCCUAUUUGGAAAUGAUGGCUAACGUACCCUUAAACUGUCAUCCAAAACCAGAAAAGGUUUUGGUCGUCGGCGCUGGUGGUGGUGGAGUUGUAAAAGAGGUUCUAAAGCACGUCUCUGUACAGAAAGUUGUCGCUUGUGAAAUUGAUAAGAAAGUUGUGGAUGUUUGUAAGAAGUAUCUCCCUAGUCUGUCACAGGAUUAUGACGACGACCGCGUUGAAUUAGUUAUUGCAAAUGGAGCACACUAUAUGAAAGAACACAGUGGAGAAUUCGAUGUUAUAAUUACUGACUCUUGUUUUGAAGGACCUGGCGAAGGACUGUUUACAGAUGAAUAUUUCAAAAGCAUGAAAACGGCGUUAAGACAAGAUGGUGUUUUAUGUUUUCAAGGUGAAAACAUUUUCAUGGAUCUCCCAUUGAUCAAAGAGAUCAUGACCAUAUCUAGGAAAAUAUACCCCAACGUUGAAUUUGGAUAUUCUAUUCAGCUAACAGUUAAUGGUGGUCAUUUCGGCUUUAUUGUUUGUAGUCUUAACAAAAAUACUAGUUUCAAAGAACCUUUGAAGACGUACACAGAUAAAGAAAUAGAAGAGAUGAAUUUCAAGUUUUACAACACUGAUAUUCAUAGGGCUAGCUUUAGCCUUCCCAACUUUGUCAAGAAAGAGUUGUACAACGAUACAGUGAUAGUACAAUAGACUUCCAGAUGACUAUGUAUUACAUACAAUCAAAUUUAGUAACAUGUUAGCAAUGUUUAAAUACAUGUUGUUCCAUUGUGACUAGUCCUCAUUACGUUAAAAGUUAUGUCAAAAUGUAGUAAUAGAUGCACAAUAAUAUAUUUUUCUCUGUAUUGUUCAGGAGUUUGUGCAUGGUUUGUUUGCAAAGUUGGAUUGUAAGCACACAAACUACA
Mytilus trossulus (common blue mussel) is the source of this 1174-nucleotide messenger RNA. RefSeq names its product spermidine synthase-like. The transcript is spliced from 9 exons. The record is from RefSeq and is a predicted model, not a curated record. Bases 81 to 962 code for a protein of 293 amino acids. Gene Ontology annotation, molecular function: catalytic activity. Lineage: Eukaryota; Metazoa; Mollusca; Bivalvia; Mytilida; Mytilidae.